Messenger RNA from Fundulus heteroclitus (mummichog), 1635 nucleotides. RefSeq names its product RNA polymerase I subunit F (gene polr1f). Gene Ontology annotation, cellular component: RNA polymerase I complex. Bases 37 to 1119 code for a protein of 360 amino acids. The transcript has 4 exons. Lineage: Eukaryota; Metazoa; Chordata; Actinopteri; Cyprinodontiformes; Fundulidae. The record is from RefSeq and is a predicted model, not a curated record. Gene Ontology annotation, biological process: DNA-templated transcription initiation; DNA-templated transcription.
AGCGCUCACUUGUUUGUCUUCCGGUCUCCUUGCAGCAUGGCGAACUUGAAGCAUGCCGAAGAGGACCAAAACCACGUGAAAAUGCCCGGCGAGGCCCCCGCUGCGGGCUCGCCAGUCAAACCGGAUCAGGAGUCGCGUGUGCCGGGCGGAAGCGCCGGCGCCAUCCCGUCAUUCGCGGCCGCCUCGGAGCUGCUGUCGGCGCCGUACUCGUGCCUGGUGCUGAACACCCACCGCAGGCACAUAGCGCUGCCGCCCGUCUACCUGAGCAAGAAGAGGACGGGAAUACAGGAGGAGCUGGACGCCGAGCUGUUGAAGUUCUCCCAGAGUCUCCAUGGGGUUCCUUUAGCAUAUGACAACAUCAGGAUCGCCACCCAACAUGGAGACAUUUACGACGACAGCGGCUACAUCCACAUGGACAUCGAGGCCGACUUUAUCGUGUUCCAGGCCAAAAAGGGACAGAAGCUCCUGGGUAAGGUGAAUAAACUCGGAGUGAGUCACGUGGGCUGCCUCGUACACGGCUGCUUCAACGCCAGCAUCCCCAAACCAAAUCUCGUCUCCGUGGAAACCUGGAGGGACGCCGGGCCGAGGAUCGGGGCGGAGCUGGAGUUCAAGGUGAUGGCGCUGGAUGCUGAUGCUGCAGGGGUGCUGCUAAUCAGAGGACAACUCGACAGGACCAGGGUGCAGGAGCUGAUGGCUAUGAGCGAGAACUCGGAGCCGAGCAUUCCUGCCGGCCAGCAAGAACCACAGGAAGCACAACCGGUCCCAGAGCCGGCCGAGCAGUGCCAUGACGGCACGCCCAAGAAGAAGAAGAAAAAGAAGGAUAAAGAGAGAAUCAAAGAGGAGGAGACGGAGGAAGAGAUACGGAUACCACCGCCGGUUCUGAACGGAUCUACAGGGGAGACGAACAGUGGGGUCACUCCAGAGAAAAAGAAGAAAAAGAAAAAGGAGAAACAUGUGAAAGAAGAGCAGGAUCAGACGGAGGUCUCUGCCAUGGAGGAUCAAAGUUGCUUCAGUGACAAACCGAGCAAGAAAAGGAAGCUUGACAGUUGGACUGACGCACCAUCGGGUGACGAUCCGACACCGAAAAAAUCCAAGAAGAAGAGAAAAACUGACAUUUAGGACUUCACCCAAAGUGGAAGACUCCACAGGUGCCUUUUAAUAUGAACUCACUUUUUGGGCCUGUUUCAAAUUAUUUAUCUGAAGUCAAUAGGGAUUCCUGCAGAAUUCAUCUGUGGCGUCACUGCUCAGCGCGUUGUACUUCCACUACGCUGCCUGAUGGUGGCGCCAAACCACCGCAGAUUAAAAGAGCGGCAGGAGAGAAUCAUGAGGCGAAAGCCUGGCUAGUCUGACAUGAUUAUGUGCCUUUGAACACAAACAGAUCGUUUUGAUAAAAGCUUGACCAUAAAGUGUGGGAUAUAAGGACCGUCCUUCUAAUGCAGCGCAGUUAGUUUUAUCUGCUUUGAAAGAGAUGAAAAAUAAAUAUCUGAAAUGUAUUCUUAUUAGCAGGAUUAUUUGUGGAUGUUUGAAGAAAAAUGUAACAUUUUCAGUAAUGUCAGUUUUGAUAAGGCACAUCACAUUUGAAAAAUCUACAAUUAAAGCCCUUAUUAUUAGUAUAAAAGCUUUUACCGUGUCAAA